Messenger RNA from Phacochoerus africanus (Common warthog), 2167 nucleotides. RefSeq names its product tubulin tyrosine ligase like 13 (gene TTLL13). The transcript has 13 exons. Gene Ontology annotation, biological process: protein polyglutamylation; microtubule cytoskeleton organization. Gene Ontology annotation, molecular function: tubulin-glutamic acid ligase activity; tubulin binding. The coding region runs from base 170 to 2167 and encodes 665 amino acids. NCBI's taxonomy places the organism in Eukaryota, Metazoa, Chordata, Mammalia, Artiodactyla, Suidae. Gene Ontology annotation, cellular component: cilium. The record is from RefSeq and is a predicted model, not a curated record.
CAGCCUGUCCUGUGGAGCAAGGAGGCUGUCCCGGAGGCCCAGCAACCUCGGGAAAGAGCAGGAGCCGGCCGAAGGGCGGACAUGAGCGACCAGCAGAGUCCAGCACCGGGCCGAUAGGGGCGAACCCAGCAGCCCCUAAGUUCUCUCCCGAACCUCAGAAUCUAAGAGAAUGGAACCAAAUACCUGUAAGACCAGUGAGUCAGAGGAAGACUGUGUUGAAGAAGAGGAAUCCGAGGAGGAGUGUGUUAAAGAGGAUGUUACCGUCACUUCUAACCCUUCUCAGCAGGCACUCUCAAAGGCUGACUGUAAUGCGUUUAAGAAUGGAGUUCCCUUAUCUAUUAUAGCCAAGAAAAUACCAAAGGAAAUCAUCGCAACUGACCUAGAUGACUUAGAAGUUGGAAGGAGAAAGAGAAGGCGGAAACGCAGACCCCUGGCCAUCAACUUGACCAACUGCAAGUAUGAGAGUGUGCGUCGUGCAGCUCAAAUGUGUGGCCUGAAGGAGGUGGGGGAGGACGAAGAAUGGACUGUGUAUUGGACAGACUGCUCUGUCUCAUUGGAACGAGUCAUGGACAUGAAGAGAUUUCAGAAAAUCAACCACUUCCCUGGCAUGACAGAAAUCUGCCGGAAAGAUCUGCUGGCUCGGAACCUCAACCGCAUGCAGAAACUCUACCCUGCUGAGUACAACAUCUUCCCCCGCACCUGGUGCCUCCCAGCAGACUAUGGGGACUUCCAGUCCUACGGUCGUCAGCGGAAAACCCGCACUUAUAUCUGCAAGCCAGACAGUGGCUGUCAGGGACGUGGCAUCUUCAUCACCCGAAAUCCACGGGAGAUCAAGCCAGGAGAGCAUAUGAUCUGCCAGCAGUACAUCUCCAAGCCCUUCCUCAUUGAUGGCUUCAAGUUUGAUAUGCGAAUUUAUGUCCUGAUCACAUCCUGUGACCCUCUUCGGAUCUUCAUCUAUGAAGAGGGCCUGGCUCGCUUUGCCACCAUGCCCUAUGUGGAGCCCAGCCACAGCAACCUGGAUGAUGUCUGCAUGCACCUGACCAACUAUGCCAUCAACAAACACAGUGAGAACUUUGUCCGGGAUGACGCCAUGGGCAGUAAGAGGAAGCUGUCGACGCUCAAUGCCUGGCUUCGAGAGCACAGCUAUGAUCCCCGAGAGCUGUGGGGGGACAUUGAGGACAUCAUCAUCAAAACCAUCAUCUCGGUACAUUCUGUUCUUCGCCACAACUACCGAACCUGUUUUCCCCAAUAUCUGAGUGGAGGUACAUGUGCCUGUUUUGAGAUCCUUGGUUUUGACAUCUUGCUGGACCACAAGCUGAAGCCCUGGCUGCUGGAGGUGAACCACUCUCCAAGCUUCACCACUGACUCACGCCUUGAUAGAGAAGUGAAGGAUGCACUUCUCUGUGAUGCCAUGACCCUUGUCAACCUCCGGGGCUGUGACAAAAGAAAGGUGAUAGAGGAGGACAAGCGGCGAGUCCAGGAGCGGCUUUUCCAGGGCCAUCAACAGCCACGAGAAGCCAGGCGAGAACAGACGGAGUUCUCCCAUGCGGCACUGCUCGACCAGGAGCGCUAUGAGGAUUCCCACCUGGGGGGAUACCGGCGGAUCUACCCCGGGCCUGACACAGAGAAGUAUGCACCCUUCUUCAGGCACAACGGCUCCCUCUUCCAGGAGACUGUGGCUUCCAAGGCCAGGGAGGAAUGUGCCAGGCAGCAACUGGAAGAGAUCCGCCUUAAGCAGGAACAGCAGGAGACCUCAGGCAAUAAAAGACGAAAGGAGAACAAGGACCAGAACCAGGGUGAAUCAGCAGGGGAGAAAAGCCAAUCCAGGGCCCGGCUCCAGGGCUUUUCCACGCACUUGGCUUUCAGGAAACGGAACCGGGAGAAAGAGGUGUCAGAGCUGCCACCGGUAUACCUGGACACUAUGCAGCCGCAAGAAAUUGUGGAAGAGGAGGAGCUGGAGCGGAUGAAAGCCCUGCUACAGAGGGAAAAUCUCAUCCGAAGUCUGGGUAUUGUACAGCAGCUCACUCGCGUGCUGCACCCCAGCCACCGGGGCCAGAAAAAACUUCACGAGUAUCGGGUGAGGGUCCCUGUGCAGCCUCGUACAGAACAAGGGAACAAGGGCUAUACCAGCACAUGGUGGUGGCCACAGCCAAGGAGGCUAAUGUGA